AGGAGAUGAUCAGUUUGAAGGUGUAACUAUAUCUGAAGUUAGAGCCACAAUUGCCCCAAGUUGUACUGCUGGACAAAUUAAUGUGGGAUUUCUUACCCCAGAACACAGAGCAUUGCAGUGGAUUAUUAGUCGCGUUCUUGCUCAAAGAAAGGGUUCCAAAUCUUAUGUUCUUGCCAGUGAUCUUCCCUGGUUUGAUUAUCUUCUUAACAGAAAAAGGGUGAACCUAGGCAAAUACAUUUUCCGGAGCAUAAUCAAGCCUUACUCACCAACUUCGGGACUUCCUCAUGGUGCUUUAAUUACAAGAUUGGUAAAGAGGAACAAUAUUGAUCUUACCUCCUUUCGGUUUGGAACGGUUCCCAGUGGGACUACACUUACCAAAGCUUCUUUUGAGAAAAUGGACUGUUUAUUUAGAAAUGGCACUUGGAUAAAAAAAGGGGAACAAGAAGGGGAUGAAGAAGAAGGUGAUACAGAUCAAGAAAUGGCAGAACAAGGGGCAGAAGAUCAUGAAGAUGACAGCCCAAGACCAUUUCGAGCUUCCAUGCAAAGAACCAACCGUGAAACCAUGGAGUCAAUGAUAUCUGAAAUGCAGCAGCUACACACCGACUUUUAUGGUUUCCGGACAGAAAUGAGAGGGAGCAUGACUGACGUGAAAGGACAGCUUGAACGGCUUGUUAACCAUUUUUUUCCUCCACCCCCACCUGAUGCCAACUAACUUGAUAUUUCUUUAGUUUGGCUAAUCUUUAGGAUGGACAUCUUAGGAUUAUGCAUGUUAUGCUCUUAUUUGACUAUGGAUAUGUCUUGAACCUUUUUAUGCAUUUUAUGUUUGAUGAAUGGAAAUGGCAUUACUUGUGUUAUCAUGCUUUGUGAAUGUUUGUUUAUGAUUUUGAUGUUAAUAUGCUCUUAUUGAGGGGGAGUUUAUUAGUUGAUGAUUGUGUUCAUCACUUUGGUUGUCUAUGAUGCUAUAUUGAUGAUGAUUGAUGAUUAUAUUCAUUAUAUAUUCUUGAUGCUUUAAAGGUUGAUAGCAUGAAUUAAGGGGGAGCAUUUUGUGCUUAAAUUGCUCUUCUUAAUGGUUAUCAUUGAUGUGCAUGAAUUAAGGGGGAGUUUGUUGAUUAUGUGUUUUUUGAUGAAUGACAAAAAGGGGGAGAAGUAUAUGCUGAAUUUAAUGUCAUAUUCUAGAGUAUCUUUGUGCUGAGAUUCUAGCUAAUAUUGAAGUAUAUAUUUGCUUUAUCUUUGUGUUGAAAUUCUGGAUAAUAUUGAAGUAUAUA
Messenger RNA from Rubroshorea leprosula, 1265 nucleotides. The record is from the annotation of a GenBank genome assembly. NCBI's taxonomy places the organism in Eukaryota, Viridiplantae, Streptophyta, Magnoliopsida, Malvales, Dipterocarpaceae.